AUGGUUUUAAGGGAUGGAAGGGGAGGAGGAGGUUUUCUCAUUGGGAAACAGGUGGUUCUGGUGGACUACGCGGAGGUCUCCCAGCGACUUCUAGAAGCGUUGCUAUCUAACGAUCUGAAAUCGUGUCUUGCUGAUCCGUUCAUUGACGUGAAAUACGUUGGUGCUGUGUGUCUGAAGGUUCACAAGACGGACUUGAUUUUACUGGAGGAAUCGCUGACCAAUAUUCGUGUCUAUUAUGAGGAGUUUCGAACUGAUGUUAUUACACUGUUUAUCGUGAUUCACAAUGGAAAUGUGGCUCUUGAGACGAAAUUACUGAGUGUCGGAGCUGAUGUGAGCCAGCAACUAUUUAAGGGCUUUGCAACAACAGAAGCUGUGAGGAAGGGCCACCUUGAGAUCCUAGAGAUCUUAGUUAAGGAUGGGGCCUCUCAGCCAGCUUGUGAGGAAGCCUUGUUAGAGGCAAGCUUCCAUGGGCAAGAAAAAUUUGUAGAGAUGCUUAUGGGAUCUGAUCUUAUUCGACUUCAUAUUUCCAUUCAUGCUCUCAUCAUUGCGUCCUGUAGAGGUUUUGUGGACUUGUUAGAUGCUCUCUUGAAGGGAUUAGAUUUAAAUCCUUGUGACAACUUCCUUUAUGUCAAGAACUCGCCUUCCUAUCACACUUCCAUGGUCUGCCCAACAAAAUUAUUACCUGUGAUAAGUCGAAAGGCUGCUACUUUUUUCGUCUUGUUGUUACAUUCUUUAUUGAAAGCUGGUGUUAGAACUGAUGUCAAAGUGCAAGUUGGAGAAUGGUCAUGGGAUACAGCUUCAGGUGAAGAAUUUCGAGUGGGUGCGGGACUGGCAGAGCCUUAUUCCAUCACUUGGUGUGCGGUAGAAUAUUUUGAAUCAACUGGUUCUAUCUUGCACUUGCUCCUCCAAUAUAUCUCCCCCAAUACCCACUAUGGAAGAACUCUACUCCACCAUGUCAUUCUCUGUGGCAAUGCAGGAGCCACCAAGGUGCUUCUGAAAUGUGGCGCUCACAUAGAGACCAAAGUCAAAACCACUCAAAAUACUCAGUUUCGGCCAAUACAUAUGGCUGCCCGUCUUGGAAUGACAGCGAUUCUUCAGUGUUUAAUUGAUUCCGAUUGUGAUCUGAAUUCAAAAACAGAGACCGGUGAAACUGCUUUAAUGAUCUGUGUCAAAUACAAGCAGGAAGAAUGCCUUAAAGUAUUGGCCAGGGCAGUUGCUGAUUUUGGAUUGGUUAACAUAGGUGGCCAAUCUGCAAGUUCUAUUGCUGGGUCCUGUGGGUGGUAUCUUGGCUUUCAACAAACAUUGCUUGAUGUGAUUCGAGAUGGGAAGGUGCCCAAAUGUAGCAACAUUUUUGUAUUUUCACCUCUACUAUUUGUAGCUCAAUCAGGAGAUGUUCUAGGCUUUAAAGCUCUGAUUGGAAAGGGAGAAAUUGACCUUGAUGAGCAGGUUGAAAGAGGUUUCUCUGCAGUUAUGGUUACAGCAAAGGAGGGUCAUGUUGAUACCUUCCGAUUGCUUGUUUUUGCUGGGGCUGAUGUAAAGCUCUGCAAUAAGUAUGGUGAAACUGUUAUUACAUUGCCAAUAGUAUUGACUAAUAGAGAUCUCUUUGAAAAGGUUAUGCUUGAGUUUGCUCUUGAAAAGGGAAAUCGCAUCGCGGGAGGAUUUUAUGCAUUGCACUGUGCAGCUCGCCGAGGGGACCUGGACGCGGUCAAGUUGUAGACAAGUAAGGGUUAUGAUGUCAAUGCCUCUGAUGGGGAUGGCUACACACCCGUCAUGCUGGAGGCGAGGGAGGGACACGGAAGGACGUGUGAAUUCCUGAUCUCUUGUGGAGCACACUGGGACAUAAAAAAUGCUAGGGGCGAAACGGCAUUAACACUUGCGAAAAGUAAUGGACGGCAGAACGAUACUGAGAAUGUGAUCCUAAAUGCACUUGCACGCAAGCUAGUGCUCGGCGGUUCACCCAUGCGAAAGCACACCAAGGGAGGGAAAGGAUCUGUGCACUCAAAAAUUGGGCAAAUGGUGGGAUGUACUGGAGUUUUGCGUUCCGGAAACUUGAGCCGUCGCAAUGUUAUAUGCCGAGAGGCAGAAGUAGGACCAAGUUUAUGCUUUCAGAGAAAUAGGCAGAGGAAAGGUGAUGCCAUUGAACCUGGGAUUUUUCGAGUGAACACGACAAAAAACAAGGAAGUGCAUUUUAUGUGUGAGGGUGGACUUGAAAUGGCAGAGUUGUGGGUGCGUGGAACAAGGCUCGUGACAAGAGAGGCUAUUUUAAUUCAUUCUGGUAGGACAAGUCUCAGGCAUCAUAAUUCAUUAAUUAUUGUUUUAGAAUUGUACUGGAAAGAGCAAAAGGAUAAUAUCCAACAUGUUAGUCAAGAUUGCACAAAAAAGUGUAACAUCGCCCGCAAAUCAUUUACAUGGCAAGAAAAAAGGUGGAUCAUUCACUGUCUACGUGCUUUUCUUGUAUAUGUAGUCUACAAUCAGUGCAAUUCAUAUCUCUAUUGA
Messenger RNA from Olea europaea var. sylvestris, 2496 nucleotides. RefSeq names its product ankyrin-3-like. Lineage: Eukaryota; Viridiplantae; Streptophyta; Magnoliopsida; Lamiales; Oleaceae. Gene Ontology annotation, molecular function: protein binding. The record is from RefSeq and is a predicted model, not a curated record.